Molecule: messenger RNA, 2626 nt
Organism: Conger conger (European conger)
Lineage: Eukaryota; Metazoa; Chordata; Actinopteri; Anguilliformes; Congridae
Gene: haus2
Product: HAUS augmin like complex subunit 2
Exons: 6
Coding region: 405-1022 (205 amino acids)
Biological process (GO): microtubule nucleation; spindle assembly; centrosome cycle
Cellular component (GO): HAUS complex; centrosome; mitotic spindle microtubule
Source: RefSeq, a predicted model, not a curated record
AUCGUUCAAUGCUUCCUAGCUAUCAGGCGGGCUGUGUUUGAAUGUUUUCAAGGGAACUAUUGAAUGUUUAAAAGCUAGUAAAGCAUAUCAGAGUUUAAAGCUACCUUUGUAACUUAUAUAAGCUAAAGAAAGAAACCUUACACUUAAAGAAUAUUCGUUUUCUAAACAGCUAGAUGCCAUCUGGUUAUAUUGAAUCAUACUACGCCAUACUAGUCAGUAGAUGGUUAGCUAACAAACGUAACUUCUUACUAUGUUAGCUAACUUGACUAUAGCUAACUUUUUUUUAGUUCGACGACAACUAACCAGCUACUAGGGAGGUAAUAUUUCUUACUUGAAAUAACACAAGUUAUCCGUACAUUAGCAUUAACUAACCAGUUAACCUGUCCAAGGUUUUUGGCUUUGAGAUGAAUCCUUGGGACCCAGUACCACAUUCCGUGACACCUGCUGCUCAGGUCCUUGCAAGAUGUGUUGCAUCUGGAGUUUUGGCUCAGAGGGAUCUUGACGCGGUCCCAAGCGACACCCACGUAUUCUCUCCACAUCUCAUUGAAGCUGAACAAGUUGCGGACUUGAAAAAGCAGAUUGACGAGAAAAACCUGGAGACGGAGCUGUUGAAGCUUGAGAAAGAGAGCGCAGACGUUACCCACAGUUUCUUUCUAAGCCAGAGGUUUACUGCCCUGCAGCAGUUCACCUCACACCUGCAGGAGGUACUCAGGGAGCAGGCAAGCCUGCGUCAGAGACUGAUGAAGCCCCUUUGCCAGCAGAACCUGCCCAUAGAGGCCAAUCUACACAGGUAUGUGGUGGAGCUCGUGGGUAUGGUGAUGGACCUGAUUGAGAACAUGGAGAGCAAGAUGACGAUUACUCGCUCCUUCCCAUCCCUUGGCCCAUCAAUGACCAACCUGAACAAUGCUUUGGCCCAACUGCUGACUCAAGUGGCUGAGGUUGAGGAGCUGGCUGGACUGGUGCUACAGUGGAAGGACAUACAGUACCGCAUGCUCACUAUGAAUAAGCAGAACUCCACCUGAGUCCAGGACCAACCAAUCUGGAUCCAAAAUGUGCAUGUUUGUCUGACCACAUCAGUUACCAGUCAGUGCAGUUGCAUCAGCACAUCUGGUUAUAUGCCUACCCAGAACAAGUUAAUUUUUCAUAUUUACAAUUAAGUGAACUUUUAGAUGGAAUUCCAUUUGUGAAUCCCAUUGUAGUAUUUUUUCAAACCACAAGCCAUCAUUCUGUGCAGUAUUUCUUUAUUUUUUUAUACCUAAAAGGACAAUUGCAAUGGCCGGAAAGGGUUUAUAAUUUAAAACAUUUAUUACAAUAUGUAAAGGUCUUAAGGUCUCCAUCUUGAUGCGGUUCAUCUGUUCAGGAAUAGAUGUCUUCUACACUGUCAUGUCACUGGGUGGGCUGAGGAUCUUCCACAAUCAGUUCUUGGUCCAUGCAUGAUGGCUAAAAAAAAUGGAAAGAUUAGUGGAUUGCCUUAACUACGCUUCCAGCUCCAUGACAUUUUACCAUAAAUGCCCAUUUUUUAUACAGAGAAAUAUGUCAUGAUGAAUAAAGGCGCUAUAUAAAAAUGCCAACCAUUUACCAUGAUGCAUUUUUUGUUUGGAAUUUGUAUCUCAGCGAUGUUCUAAAUACAUAUUCUACAUUGCAUUCCGUAAGUAUUUGGACAGUGUAUUUACAUCCAGUAAGUCUGAUAUUGGCAUUGUUCCGGUGAAAGUCAAGACCGCCAUAAUGAAUGUUUGGAACAUUAUGAAGAAAGUCAGCACUAGUGUGUGUUUAUGAUCAUCCUAUGAGUUUGGAUGCAUUUGAACUUUUGCAUUUGAUAAGAUGUUAAUGUACACAACAUAAUUAAUUCUGCUGCUGUUAUCAGCAGUUACAUUGGCAAAACGCAAGUGACCCAGCAGCUGUGGCAGCUAUACAUGCCCAAACUAUAACACCUCCACCACCAUGUUUCACAGAUGAAGGGGGGAGGGGUGCUUUGAUUCUUGGGCAGUUAGCCUCUACACUUUGCUCUUGCCAUCACAAUUCAAUCUUGGUCUCAUCUGUCCACAAGACCCUUUUCCAGAACUCUAUAGGCUCUUUCAGGUACUUCUUAGCAAACAGUAACCUGGCUAUCCUACAUUUGCAGCUAUGUAUUGGUUUACUUGGUUUACAUCUUGAAGUGUCGCCUCUAGAUCUGUUUGUAAAGUUUGUCUGUGGAGCAUAGUCACUGACACAUCUGCGCCUGCCUUCUAAAGAGUGUCUCUGAUCUGUCGGGCAGGUGUUUGAGGUUUUUGUUCAUUAUGGUGAGAAUUCUUUGGUCAUAAGUGGUCUUCCUUGGCCGAACAGCCCCUUUGCAAUUCUUAAUGAUGUUCCAAACUGUUUUUUUUAUAAGCCUAUUGUUUGGCGUAUCUAUGAUUGUUUUCUUGUUUUUCAGUCUCAAAAUAGUUUAUUUCACUGUGAUUGGCACAAAUCUAGCAAUCAAAAGCUUAGGAUCAAGACUAGAUACUGAUGCCUGAUGCCUACAUGGAUCACCCAAUAUGGAUGUGAAUACCCUUAAAUGAAAGCCAAAAGUCUACACUAACUUCAUAUUCAUGUUUCAUUUCAAAUCCAAUGUGCUGGAGUACUGACCGGAAUUGUACCAAUGACCAAA